UAGAAUUUGAAAAAUAAUUGCUAUGUGCUUUUAUUAAUUAUAUUUUAAUCACGUGAUAGUGAUAUUGCUGUUCCGCCAUCUUGUGUGAAAAACAUAGAAAAAACUUCCUGCUAUUGGGAUAACGAUGAGUUAUCAAUUAUUGGUAUCAUCGGUGAGAGUUGCAGGUAAAAUACCUUUGAGAGCUCUCUCAACAACGUCACCAAAAUGCCAACAACAGGAAGUGGUUAAUCUCUCACAGGAACAAAAAGAUAAAUAUUACCCAAAGAUAGGAAACAGAGAUAUUGUUGGUUCAGGUCAUAGUAUAAGGCCUGGUUAUGAAGACAGAAGUGAUUAUCCUUUUCCCGCCUUAAGAUGGAAGCCAAACACACCAGAUGUGACAGCACUCAGAGAAAAAGAAGUGGGGGAUUGGAAAAAUCUUACAAUGGAGGAGAGAAAGAGCUUAUACCGAGCAAGUUUUUGCCAGACCUUUGCCGAAAUUAAUGCUCCAACAGGGGAAUGGAAGCAAGUCGCAGCUGCAACCUUAAUGAUAAUGUGGCUCACAGCUGCUUGGAUGUGGUGGUGUGAACAUUUUGUAUUUAGUAAACAAUUACCUGAAAGUAUGACAGCAGAGUAUAAAAAGAAAAAUAUAGAGAGAAUGGUAAAACAAGGUCAAGAAGAAAUGACUGGAAUUAGUUCACAGUAUGACUUUGAAAACAAGAAAUGGAAGGGGAACAAAUGGUGGUAAACAAAGAGUAGUUGUAGAGUAAUUGUGAGACAUUUGCAAGGUGUGUGUUUGCAGAUUUCAAAAAUCAAAGUAGUGUGUACUUGAAGAAACUAAAAUAAAAAUAAAAAUAU
This is a messenger RNA of Mytilus trossulus (common blue mussel), 834 nucleotides long. RefSeq names its product cytochrome c oxidase subunit 4 isoform 1, mitochondrial-like. The coding region runs from base 125 to 724 and encodes 199 amino acids. Gene Ontology annotation, biological process: mitochondrial electron transport, cytochrome c to oxygen. The transcript is spliced from 5 exons. Lineage: Eukaryota; Metazoa; Mollusca; Bivalvia; Mytilida; Mytilidae. The record is from RefSeq and is a predicted model, not a curated record.